Petromyzon marinus (sea lamprey) is the source of this 1431-nucleotide messenger RNA. RefSeq names its product S100 calcium binding protein A1 (gene S100A1). Gene Ontology annotation, cellular component: cytoplasm. Lineage: Eukaryota; Metazoa; Chordata; Hyperoartia; Petromyzontiformes; Petromyzontidae. The record is from RefSeq and is a predicted model, not a curated record. Gene Ontology annotation, molecular function: calcium ion binding; transition metal ion binding; calcium-dependent protein binding.
UCUCUGCAGCUUGACAAGGAGCCAGCAGCAGCUGCUUCUAGACCCGCGGACCCCCGUAUAAAGAGGCGGGUGAGGAGCGCUCUCGUCUCAGUCCGCAAGCUUCCCCCCGAGCCUCCUUCACUCCGUCUCGGCUGCCUGCGAGCCCCCUCGAUUCCUUCCCAUCCCAAGGCGAGCAGCGAUCGUAGCGAGCACGAUGUCUGACUUGGAGGGCUGCAUGACGACCCUGAUCGCCGUGUUCCACGCCUACUCGGGCAAGGAGGGCGACAAGUACAAGCUGAACAAGGGCGAACUCAAGGAGCUGCUCACCAACGAGCUCAGCGGAUUCCUCGGGAGCCAGAAGGACGCGGCCGCCGUGGACAAGGUGAUGAAGGACCUCGACUCCAACAAGGACGGCGAGGUCGACUUCCAGGAGUUCAUCAUCCUCGUGGCGGCCCUCACCGUGGCCUGCAGCGACUUCUUCAAGGAGUACCUCGAGAGCUCGGGCAAGAUCUGAUUGGUGGAGCAGAUCGGCCUCCUCCUCCUCCUCCUUACCCACCGCCACCGCUGCCACCUCGUCCACCAGCUCCUCUUCAUCCUCAUCCUUCGUCAACAUCCCGUCGUCUCUUUUGCUGCCACUCCUUCACCUCCUCCACCACCACCUCCAUCACCACCACCACCACCACCACCUUCACCUCCUCCUCCGCCACCUCCAUCGCCACCUUCUCUCUCCUCCUCCUUCACCUCCUCCACCUCCUUAUCUCUCCUCCUCCACCACCUUCUUCUACUUGACUUCCACCUCCACAUCGCCCAACACCACCACCACCACCACCACCACCUCCUCCUCCUCCUCUUUCCAAAAGCUCGUACCCUCUUCUCCCCCGAAUCCUCUUCCUCCAUCACCACCUUCUCACUUCCCUCCUCCUGCUCCACUCAAAAACUCCAUGGCCCUGCACGACAGGGCCCCCUGCACGACAGGGCCCCCUGCACGACAGGGCCCCCUGAGUCACAGGGCCCCCUGCACGACAGGGCCCCCUGAGUGACAGGGCCCCUGAGUGACAGGGCCCCCUGAGUGACAGGGCCCCCUGACUGACAGGGCCCCCUGCGCGACAGGGCCCCCUGCCCCCUGGCCACGGCAAGUCCCCCCCCCCCCCACUCGGGAGUCGCCCUGUGCCACACGGGGCCGGCUGGAGGAGCGAGUGGAGACGCUGAGAGGUCUCGGCCAAUUCCAUGACGGGUGGGCGGCGUGGGUGGGAGUUUGGGUGUCUGAUGUCGCGUCGAUGAUUCGUUUUGUUUUCUUCAUGCCAACUCUGCGAUGCCGCUCCUCCACAGCGCCACCCCCAACUCCACCACGCCCCCCCCCCCGUUGUUCACGCGCCACGACCCCCCCCCCCUUCAGCCCCCCACCGCGUCUGUUGUCGAGGAGCUCCGCAAUAAAAAAAACUUCGCUCUGUG